This is a messenger RNA of Engraulis encrasicolus (European anchovy), 5577 nucleotides long. It is a transcript of the gene wwtr1, whose product is annotated as WW domain containing transcription regulator 1. Gene Ontology annotation, biological process: hippo signaling; positive regulation of transcription by RNA polymerase II. The record is from RefSeq and is a predicted model, not a curated record. Bases 770 to 2188 code for a protein of 472 amino acids. Lineage: Eukaryota; Metazoa; Chordata; Actinopteri; Clupeiformes; Engraulidae. The transcript has 7 exons. Gene Ontology annotation, cellular component: cytoplasm; nucleus. Gene Ontology annotation, molecular function: protein binding; transcription coactivator activity.
UUUCUAGGUGUCAAGAUUUCACUCACGGGGUAUUAAUUACCCUACCUAGAUCACUGUCAAUUGUUUUCACGCAAGUUUGGAUAGACAUAGACUAUCUUAACUUCACACCACGUAGGGCCUACGUGCGUGGUUUGUGGUUAUUUAUCAGUUUAAAAUCCGAGUGAUCUGAAAAUAGGGUCUGUCCGUACGAGUAUCCAGAAUAGCCUGGCAUUUGUUGGAAAAGUCAUAAAAGUUAAGUUGCCUCAUUUUCAGCCCUAGUUUUUUUGUUGGUUUUACUCUCUCUUAAUUAAUUAAUAUAGCAGUUUCGUCGCUUCUUUUGUUUGAAAAGUUUUUGUUGGUGUGGUUUGUGCUCGCGCAACUGUUCGUGAGUGCCUCCAGGCGUUCGGGCUCAUGAAUAAUUCAUUAGCGAAUGCUGACACAGGCGUCGGGAAAAGUUGAGUUUACAAACUUUGGGAAGGCAGUGCGAGUGGUAGUAGGUCUGUCGAGGAACGUCUCCGGCGUGUACAGGAAUUUUUCUUUUUUACGCUUUCUCAUGAAGAGAACACAUUUCGUGUUCUCUUGCUCGCUUGCUGGGAUUUAUUCUGAUGUAACUUUUUUGGAAAGUGGUAGGGUGGAUAGCCUAAGUUAGCUCCGCGUAGGCUACCAGAGUUUGGCCCAACAAGUGAACUACGCAAGAAAUUUAGGUCUGUCGAAGGAGGUAUUGUGGUUAUCUGAUAACUGAGUCCUUUAUUUAGAUUUUUAAUUUCCCUCCAACUUUAAAUCAAGCAAAAUGAGCAACAAUCCUCUGCAACCUAUGCCGGGGCACCAAGUUAUCCAUGUUGCAAAGGACCUUGACACGGACCUGGAAGCUCUUUUCAACUCGGUUAUGAACCCGAGACCCAGUUCUUGGAGGAAAAAAGUUUUACCCGAGUCCUUUUUCAAGGAACCUGACUCAGGAUCCCACUCUCGGCAGUCCAGUACCGACUCGGGAAGCCACCCACCCAGACUUACAGAGCAACAACAACAUGCACAUGCCCGGUCAAAAUCCUUACCAGCGUCUUUCCAGCUUGGAGUGGGGACCACCUCAACACCAAGCCCGGUACAUCAUUCACAUAUCCGGCACCAGUCUUUCGAUGUUGCCGAGGAGCUACCCUUGCCUCCAGGAUGGGAGAUGGCGUUCACAGCCAACGGCCAAAAAUAUUUUCUCAACCACUUGGAGAAGAUCACCACAUGGCUGGACCCUCGUAAGACCAUGACUGCAGCCAUGAACCAGAUGAGCCUCCAUGGAGGACCCACUCCGCAGCAGCAGCAGCAACAGCAGCAGCAACAGCAGCAGCAGCAACAACAACAGCAGCAGCAGCAGCAGCAACGCUCCAUGGCCUUAUCACAGCCCAAUCUUGGACAGCUGCCCGAGGGCUGGGAGCAGGCAGUGAACUCUCAGGGAGAAACCUACUUCAUUGACCACAAAACCCAGACCACGUCCUGGCUCGACCCGCGAUUGGAUGGCCCACGCCUCAUGAUGUCCCACCACCAGCACCAGCAGCAUCUUCAGCAUGCCCAGCAACAGCAGCAGCAGCAGCAGGUCCAGCAGGCCCAGGCCCAGACCAUGGGCUCGCCUAGCCCCAUGGCCCAGCAGCAGGCCUCCCCGGUGGGCAUGAUGGCCCUGGCCAACCCCAUGACCAACGCCCAGCAUCAGCAGAAGAUACGGCUGCAGAGGAUCCAGAUGGAGCGCGAGCGCAUCCAGAGGAGGCAGGACGAGCUGAUGAGACAGGAGGCGGCGCUGUGUAGACAGCUUCCCAUGGAUUCGGACAACAUGGCCGCCGUGCCCAACGCUGUCAACGUCAAUGUCAACCCCGCGCCCAUGAACCCCGGCAACAUGCCCUCCAGCGGGCCCGGAACCAUGCCCACCAGCGGCUCAGACCCCUUCCUCAACAGUGGACCCUACCACUCCAGGGAGCAGAGCACGGACAGUGGGCUGGGCCUCAACUGCUACACCAACUGCCCCACCACCCCAGAGGACUUCCUCAGCAACAUGGAGGAAAUGGACACAGCAGGGGACAGUAUGGCGCAGGGCAACAUGAACGUGCUGCAGCAGAGCCGCUUCCCAGACUUCCUGGACAGCCUGCCGGCCACCAACGUGGACCUGGGCGGGCCCCUGGACGCUGACCUGAUGCCCAUGCUCGAUGUGGAGUCAGUCACCUGGCUCUAGAGACCAGCCCAGGCAGGAAGUUGGAGGCCCUCAUCCACACACACUAUUAUACAAACAAACAGACACUUUUUUUCUACCUUCCUUUCUACAAUUGUAAAACAUUUGUGAAUUUUCUUCUUCUCUAAAGGUUUUUAUUUUACGUCGAGUGUGUAUGUGUGUGUGUGCGCGUGUGUGUGUGUUUGUGUGUAAAGCAUCAUUGUCAUUAACUCAACGAUUUUAUUCUUCCUGCGCCUUCUUAGCUACUACCACUACUGACAGUGAAAUCCAUUGAGAAGUUGUGAAACUGAGUGCAAAUGAUAACCAAAGCAGUCUUUGAUCAAGCCAAGAGCAAAGCCGAACAAAACAAAAAACACAAGCGAGUCAUGGCUGAACAAGAAAGUGGAACAAAGUCAUUCUUUUCUGUAAGUUAGGACAGUGUUCAAUUUUAGCACCCUGUGUUUAGAGCAAGUGGGGAGAAAGCAAGACAUAGCAUUCCUGUUUCUGUGUAGGGGUGACACAGCUUGGUGGGUGUGGGUGUGGGUGUUCGGGGUGGCUUGUGGGACAGGAAGGGAGACUGAAUAGGCAGCCGCCUGUAGGUUAAGCCUUACCACGUAUUCGACUAUAGAUAUUCUGAACACUAGAUGUCGUGCUCAGCCCUUUUGACGUGGCUGAACCCUAAGUGCCGCCGGGAGUGGUCAACACGGUGUCUAGUGUUCACAUCCAUGGUAAUAAACAAACAGGGAGCAGGGACAUUACACAGCCAGUAGGUGGCACCACUGUAUACAUUGGCAACUGUCAUGGUGGUCUGCCACUAAUGCAGCACGCACCCGAAUUCAGCGCCAUCUGAUCAAAAACUCUGAGGUCUUUGAGGCGACCACACUUCCCUCGAGCAACAAUGCAGCAUUAUAAACAAACAAAGUAUUUUUUUUUCUGUGUGUGUUUUGGUCACACUUUAUUUUACAGUGGCCAACCUUCCUACUUUGUAGUGCUUGUGUGACUAGAUGAAAUACAGUACCACACCCUUUGGAGGCUCCAUGCUCACGCAUCCAAUCAGCAAGGCCAUUGUCACUGGUUUAAAGUUAGUGUGUAUGUGUAGCUGUUUAUUAUUAUCAUUGAACAAGUUGUAGUUAAAUGGCUAUGUACACAGUAUCCAUGCUGGCAAGAGUGCAAGAAAUAAGGAUUUUAAAAACCUUUCUGAAAGUGUUACCUUUUUUGCAUACUUCUGAGAGAAAAAUACCAAAUCAAAUGUUUUCUACUGUGUGCCAUGUUGCGAUAAAAGCUUUAAAAGGUAAAUUUGUAUUCAACUAAACUUCUAAAGAAGCAAUAUUUUAUCUCCGUAACUGUUUCUCAAAUUGAGUUAGCAUUUCUAUCACUAAAAGCUCCAUGUCUGCAAAAUGCAAUGUGUAGACAUAUGUUUUGUAUCAUGUACUUUUAUACUGCUUACAGUAUUCUUUUUUACAUACUGUAAAAAUAGCCUAGAUGAGUUUCUUGCAUCUGGUGCAUUUAUGACUUUUAAUAUAGAUUAAGCGUUUUUUUAGUAUUUAUCAAGAGCUAUGUUUCAUUAUUUUUUAGAGAGAGAGAAAGAGAUUUUAGUUGUUUUCUUUUUUUGUAACACUUUUUUUUUUUUAAUUCAAAGCACUACAAAUCAGCAAGGGAUUCAAGAUGUCUGAUGAUGAAGAAGUAAAGAUUGAAGUUAGAUCAUCUAGAUCAUCAUGUUUUAGUUCCUACCUUUUGUUCAGGCUGUGGUUGAAUGUGUGGCUUUGAUAAUACUUUAUAUAAGCAACAACUCGCCAUGAUCUAGAGAGCAUGUAUUGUAAUACCUGCAGGGACGAGACAAAAAGAAUAGUAUUUUGUAUCCUUGAGGUAAUUGUGUCCACAGUUUUAAACAGAACUGAUUGAUUAUUUUUGUUUCUUUUUUCUUUUCUUUUUUUUCAAACUGGAUAAUCAUAUUAAAAAAAAUCACACCGUGUCUUUGUCUCUCCCUCUGCAGAGAUGUUGAAUCCAGUUUGAGUUUUCUUUUCAACAUUUGUGUAUUUUGUUAUUUGUACUUGCAUGUUGAAUGAGUUUAUAUGCUAUUGUAGCCUUUGGUGGACUACUGCUCCACACUGUAUGGUGACUUAACUGUUGUGGGGGGGGGGGUUUACAUUAUGGUCAGAAUUAUCAGGGGGACAAGCAGAUAAACAUGUGUUGUACACGCCUGUACACACACGCACACACACACACAAACCAUCAACAACACAGUGACACACAGGGGACGGGGAAACUGAACAAAAAAGGGGGGGCGGCAUAGACCUGAGUCACUCAUACACACACACACACACACAGACAUUAACACACAAAUCCUCACGUAACCGAACCAAACAGCUCAUGACGUCCUUUGUGCAAAUGGGACUGAUUGGCUUGUUGCUGGGCCUGAGCUGGUGGUGGUGGUGGAUGGCUGAGGUGGCGUGGGGUCCUCUGGGAUGCCUGUUGGUGGGGGAGAGAGAGAGAGAAGACAGCCAGGGGAGAUGAUGACGCUCUGUUUUGGGGACUAUAGUAUGUUCCAGUGGAGGUGGGGGGUGGAGGUUUCAGAAGUGGGCCUACUGUCCCCGAUCCCCUCCAGAUACAUCAAGGUGGUGCGAUCUAUCUUGAGCAGGGCUGAGGCCGGAGAGGCUGUUGGAAAAGAGCUUUUCUUAACUUUUCUUAACACAAAAAGGCUGAACAAAAGGCUUUUUAAAAUGGCAUUGGUUUUUUUUGUUUCUUUUGUUAUAGUUAUAUUUGAAAAAUGUUAUUCCAAAACAAGCUCAUGCUAAGAAUGAUCACUGUGGGCAUUGCAGAGUAAUAUACGUAGCAGAGGCGAUGAAAAGAGGCUGUGGUCAGGGGAAGCUCGUUUGAGAGAGAAUAGAUCUAUUGCUGUACGUAUGGUAUGAGUAAAAUCUAUAUUAGCUAUACAGUUGUUGCAGUGGUGGAUGCCACUUAUAAGAGUGUUAACGGUGGCAGAUGUCAACAUAGUUUUUUUUAAACCAUGUUUGAAUUAUAUGCAUUUAUAAUGAGUGGAUUGCUUAGAUAAGAGGAAUAAUGUGUAGCAUUCACACAGUGCCAUCCUGUAGCACCACAUUUGGCUUCAAACACAUGGAGAGAGGGCUUUUAUUUUGAAAGAGGAGAGUAACAGGGUAUGUGGAUGUUGAAUGCUAGAGCUCUGCAAUCACACACACAGACACACACACACACACACACACACACACACACACACACACACACACACACACACACACACACACACAGAACAAAAACUAGACUGCAGUUUACUGUAUCCAGGAUAAGGCCGUGUGAAAUUUUUGAACAUGUCACCUCAUCGGAGGUCUUUGGAACUAAAAAUGUCUUGUAACUUGUUAAAAAAAAGUAAAAAUAAAAUGGUUCUUUACCACUUA